UGGAUCUCAGAUUUCUUCCCGCCAAUUUCCUCUUCUUUUCAACGUUCAAGCUCUACAGGCGCGUUGUUACGGUGGAUGCUCUAUUUUUUUAUCUUAUCUCAGCACUACCUUCGUAAACCAUGUCUUCGAGUUCAAAGGUCUCUUGUGAUUUGAGUGCCAAAGAAUUCUUAAAAAUACAUGGUUUGAAGACCAUAUAACUGAACUGGUUGAGAGGGAAAAGUUCACAACUGUUUCUGACCUGAAGCUGAUUUGUGAGCUGGGAAAAGAUGAUUUCAAAAAAACUGGGCUGCCUAUGUGUGUAGCAAUUAAAUUACAAAAGGCGAUUAAAAGUUUGGAUAAAGGCAAAGAACUCAAGACAUCACUGGACUCCACAACAAUAAAAGCAAACAAGAUACUAAAAAAGACUGAGCUCAUCGAGUUGAGCAAAAAGUCACUUGAAGCGCAAUUUGCAAAUUCCAAUUGGAAUGAAUUCAACAAGCGCCUGUCUACACUUGUAAACAUUAAUAUUUCCAGUGGGAAGUGGGAAGGAAGCUGGGCCAUGAGAAAAAACCAUGGUACUGAUAACACUCAGGCCCUCCAAAACCGUGGUUUAGCCGAGAGUAUUAUCACAAAUCCACAAAUAUCCGCCUUGUAUGGGCGCUUUGAGGUGCCAGGCCACGGGAUUGUAGAACUUAAUGAGAAGACAGCAUCGAAAUUCAUUGCUGCCAAGCUUGCUCAUAUGAGGAAGCCCUCUUCAUAUGAGAAGAAGUACAAUUCAAGUAAAGCUACUAAUGAAAAGGCUGAUUCAGAUGAAGAGGGAUCUUCUGUCAAUGACGACACAUCAAGGGCACCAUUGAAACAUCGCUCUAAUAAGAGCAACAAGGAAGGUGAAGGUGUGAAAGCGAGAAAGCAUGCAAAAACAAGUGAAGGACCAGAAAAUGAAAAGUUGGAGGUGGCUAAGACUAAAGACCAGGAAGAAGAAACUGAAGAGGAAGAGGAUUUAGAGAUUCCAAAAGACAAGGCAAUGCUGGUCGGACUGUUUUAUAUUGGCUUAAAGCGAAAGGAAGAUGCCCAGAUGGCUGUGCUUAAGAGACAUCUUUCUAAACUGAAAAUAGCUGCUACCAAAAAUACAGAGAAAAUUACAGCAUUGCAGAUGAUUGGGAAGGAAGUGUUCAAUUCAAAGAAGGUUGUAAGAGUGGAUCAAGAAAGGCCCAUUGCAUUUUCAAAUCUAAGAAGAACAACUAAAGACGACUAGAUGUGCUUGAUGUACUAUAAUUUUCCUCGUGUUGCUGCACAGGAGUUUUAGGAAAGAUGGGAAAGUUUAGUACAUUACAAUUUAUGGCUUUUUUUGGCGAAACCAUAUUAUAUGAACAAUUUUUUUCAAAUAAAAUAUUUUUUAGAUAUAUUUUAAAAUUGUUGAAAUUAUGAAAAAAAAAUUAUAUUUUGAAUUAUUUAAUGGAGCUAUAUUUUACAUUGCAUAUGAAAUUAUGAAAAUAGUGCGAUCUACUAAGCAUAUAUUAUAUUGCUAUAUGUCAACAGUACUUCAAGAUUAUUGUAACUUGAAUUUAUGAAAUUUAUAUAUAUAUAUAUAUUUUAAUUAUAUGACAAUUUUUCAAUUAAAUAUUUUUAGAUAUAUUUUUAAAUUGUUGAAAUUAUGAAAAAAAUUAUAUUUUGAAUUAUUUAAUGGAGCUAUAUUUCACAUUGCAUAUUAUGCAUAUUAAAUUAUGAAAAUAGUGUGAUCUA
Messenger RNA from Nematostella vectensis (starlet sea anemone), 1722 nucleotides. RefSeq lists its product as uncharacterized. Lineage: Eukaryota; Metazoa; Cnidaria; Anthozoa; Actiniaria; Edwardsiidae. Bases 293 to 1234 code for a protein of 313 amino acids. The transcript has 12 exons. The record is from RefSeq and is a predicted model, not a curated record.